AAGCGACUGAUAAAGCCUGGAUUUCACACUCCGCCCCUACGAAAACUCUUAUAACCAAACGCAAACAUCAUGAACCUUUAAAAAUAAACAGUCUGCAGCUACCGCUAAACGUGGAAAUGGAUCUACUGAGUCACAAAGCCUAUCCACACUGAACCGGUCGAUCGUAGGUCAACGUCAAUGUACUGAAAUGCGUUGUGGGAUAAGUGACCACACGGAUACGCAGUGAAAGUGUGCAGAAGAGUUAAAUACGCUGGAGAAACAUCAUGGCAAACAGCGUCACUCAAGAGUACAUGCAGAUCCCAGCCGUCACGCGAGCUUACACCACUGCAUGCGUCCUGACAACUGCAGCUGUGCAAUUGGAGCUCAUCACACCGUUUCAACUCUAUUUUAACCCUGACUUGAUUUUAAAGAAAUACCAGAUAUGGCGACUGAUCACAAACUUCUUGUUUUUUGGACCUCUUGGAUUCAGCUUCUUGUUCAACAUGAUUUUUCUAUAUCGUUACUGUCGAAUGCUGGAGGAAGGCUCCUUCCGCGGUCGAACGGCAGAUUUUGUCUAUAUGUUCCUGUUCGGUGGUGUUCUCAUGACUCUUUUUGGUCUAUUUGCCAACCUGUUCUUUUUAGGACAGGCUUUCACUAUCAUGCUGGUUUAUAUAUGGAGUAGAAGGAACCCUUAUAUCCGCAUGAACUUCUUCGGCCUGCUCAACUUCCAGGCCCCAUUCCUUCCCUGGGUGCUCAUGGGAUUCUCACUGUUACUGGGCAACUCCAUUGUUAUUGAUCUCCUGGGGAUUGGUGUAGGACACAUCUACUACUUCCUGGAGGAUGUAUUUCCUAACCAGCCCGGAGGCAGAAAGCUUCUUACCACUCCAGGAAUCUUUCGAGUUUUGUUUGACAUGCCUCAAGAAGAUCCGAAUUAUGCCCCUCUUCCAGAAGACCAGAGUGGGAUAUCCCAGAAUGGACAAGGUGAAGAAGAUGACGGGCAAGGUCAAAAUGACGAAAACUGAAGGGGGAUGCUUUAGCACACGUUCCACUGUGGAUCCAGGAAAGCCGGAGACUAUGGCCACCUCAGUGCCUUUGUGUACACAAUAAAUGGAUCCAAAUUUUGCAUUCAGUGCCAUGCACAUCACAAACAAGUUUUCCUUUGUUAUUUUUGUUCUGGAAGAACAAUGCCUUUCUGUUUUACUUCACACCACAGGGUUCGAAACAAUUGCCAUUUUCUCGAAGACUUCCAUUUAAUGCAUUUUACAAAGUAUUGGUGGAUGGAAGGAUUGGAGUUGAAAGAGAAGCCAGAUUCAAUCUCCCAAACUAUAAUCCAUAAUUUUGGAGGGGGUGCAAACUCCACAAGAGGGCAUUUUCCUGGGUACAAUACAGUGCCGUAUCUCUUUCUCCACAACACAGUCAGUGGUGAGACAGUUGGGACACAAUCACAAAUGUGCCGACUAUCUGAAAUGCCAAACUGAACUGCAGACUAUGCAUUUUCAAGCCUGUGGCCUUUUGUUAGCACAGCACCAAUGCGAAAACACAAAAAGCUUUAUGCAGUGGAACUGAAAGAUGGAUUGCCUGGAAGAAUGCGCUCCACAAAAAGAUUAAAUUAACUAAAAAGCACAGAUGUAUGUACAUGUGUUUUUCUCUAAAUAUGAAUACAAAUACAUUUGUUUGUCUGAAUGCUGAUGAAUUAAGUUUUCUGUUGUAUUAUAUUGAAAAUUUGAUUGAUUGUUGGAGAUUUCUGCUUUACAAAUAAAAAUAUGGCUUAUAUUUUUA
Molecule: messenger RNA, 1758 nt
Organism: Carassius gibelio (silver crucian carp)
Lineage: Eukaryota; Metazoa; Chordata; Actinopteri; Cypriniformes; Cyprinidae
Product: derlin-2-like
Exons: 8
Coding region: 264-1001 (245 amino acids)
Biological process (GO): endoplasmic reticulum unfolded protein response
Cellular component (GO): endoplasmic reticulum membrane; Hrd1p ubiquitin ligase ERAD-L complex
Molecular function (GO): misfolded protein binding; ubiquitin-specific protease binding
Source: RefSeq, a predicted model, not a curated record